AUGGAGGAGCGGAACCAGCACCCAAUCUCACCUUCAGCCACGUCUGACACACCUCUGCGACCCUUGCGAGGCCUGGCAGGUGGCACCUGUCGCCAGGUGUUCUCCACCGACUCUAGAGACUAUCAGACGCACUUCCAGAGAGACCAAGAAACUGAAAUAUUCCUUGAGGAGGAGGAGGAGGAGGAGGAGGAGGAGGAGGAGGAGGUGGGAAAAGAGGAGAAAAAGGAAGAGGAGAACGAGGAGGACAAGGAGGAGGAAAAGGUGGUGGGAAAAGAGAAGGAAAAGGAAGAAGAGAACGAGCAGGAAAAGGUGGUGGGAAAAGAGAAGGAAAAGGAAGAAGAGAACGAGGAGGAAUACAUAGGAAUACAUAGGAAAGACGAGUGA
Scylla paramamosain (green mud crab) is the source of this 384-nucleotide messenger RNA. RefSeq lists its product as uncharacterized. The record is from RefSeq and is a predicted model, not a curated record. The transcript is spliced from 2 exons. NCBI's taxonomy places the organism in Eukaryota, Metazoa, Arthropoda, Malacostraca, Decapoda, Portunidae. The coding region runs from base 1 to 384 and encodes 127 amino acids.